AUCGCGGUUAGACUGCGAAAUCUUGAGGGAGGUAGGUCGACAGGUCGCCGAUAACUGCCUGCCUCGAUAGGAUUCGGGUAUAAAAGCCUGGACGAACAGACAGUAAGCAUCACAUUGUAUCAUUCGAUCACAAUGAGGUUCCUAGUUGUCCUGUUGUCCCUCGCGGCCUUCGCGGCCUCCAGCAGCGUAAACAGCAACAGACACGCUGCUGACCAAAAUCUCUUGGUGAAACAACAAGAAGUCAUCCAGCUUCUGCAGAAGAUCACACAGGACAUCCCGAAUCCGCAACUCCAGGCCCUCGGCGAGAACUAUGACAUCGAAAGCAACGCCCAGCAGUACGACAACCCGAUGGUUGUUAAGUACUACGCUGGUGCCGUGAAGGCUGGCUUGGUUCAGCCUCAGGGCACAGCGUUCAGCAACUCCAACAGUCAGCUGCGCAAAGAAGUCGCUCUUCUUAACAGAAUCCUGACUGGAGCCAAGGAUUACCCGACCUUCCUGAAGACAGCUGCAUGGGCUCGCGUUCAUGUCAACGAGGCACAAUUCGUGAAGGCCUUCAUCGCCGCAGUCCUGAUGCGCGACGACACCCAAGGUAUUAUUCUUCCACCAUCCUACGAGAUCUGGCCUCAGCUUCACCUGGACGCCAGAAUCAUCCAGGAAGCCCAGGUCGCUAGCGCCCAAGGAAUCCAGAGAGGCAUCCAGAACAUCGUGAUCCCCGUCAACUACUCUGCACUGAUGUCUCCCGAAGAACAACAGCUUUCUUACUUCACCCAAGACGUAGGCCUCGCUUCCUGGUACGGUUAUCUUAACCUCGCUGGAUACAUCUCUGAAGAAGAUCAACAAGGAUCUCAGCAGCAUCAACAGCAGCAGCAGCCCCUGACAUCGCAACAAUAUCAACAACAGAUCGUCGGCAAAUACCUGAACCAAGCCGGACAGAACCAGCAAGGCAGCAUCGGUCACGGAGGCCAAUACUUGCACCUCCACCAACAACUCUUGGCUCUCUACGAACUCAACCGUCUCUCCAACGGACUCAGUCCCAUCGAUGAGAUCGACUUCACCAACGUGCAGACUCCCUACCAACCACACCUUCGUAACCUGAACGGUCUCGAAUUCCCAGGCCGCCCAGAGAACCUUCAGCUCGAUGAAGAGGAUGAGGAACUCGUCGAGGUCGUCCAGACCCUGGAACAAAGACUGAAGGAAGCCAUCGACUCCGGCCAUGUCAUCACACCUCAAGGCGUUUUCCUGUCCCUCUACCAACCACAAGGUGUCAACAUUCUCGGUGACCUGAUCGAAGGAAGCGGCAAGAGCGUCAACCCCAGGUAUUACGGAAGCCUCCAAGCAGUGGCUCGCAAACUCCUCGGCAAUGCCCCCGACGCACAAAACAUCUGGGACUACACUCCAUCGGUCCUCGAACUCGGCCAGACCGCCGUCCACGAUCCUGCUUUCUACCAACUCGCCCAGAAAAUCGUCAACUUGUGGCGCAAAUACCAGAAAUCCCUGCCAGCCUACCAAGUCAACGACCUCAUCCUUCCCGGUGUUACCAUCCAGAACGUUGAGAUCAGCCAGCUCGUCACACUCUUCACCGACUUCGUUAUCGACCUCGACGCCGUCACCGCCCAGCCAAGCCAAUCCCAGCAACAACAACAGCAGCAACAACAGCAACUUCAACAACAAGUACACGCUCAUCUGAAGAGAUUGGACCACAAACCGUACACCUACCAGAUCACCGUUCAGAGCGAACAGAGCGUUCCCAACGCAGUCGUCCGUGUCUUCCUUGGACCUAAACACGAUUACCAGGGCAAACCCAUCAGCAUCUCCCAGAACAGGCACCUCUUCGUCCAACUCGACCAAUUCAUCCACAACCUCCAACAGGGCCAGAAUCUCAUCAACAGGAACUCCCAACAGGCCCCAGGUCAAAGCUUCGACUGGCCAUCCGUUCAAACCAUCCAACAAGGUGUCAACAGCGCCAUCAGCUCCCAGGAACCGUUCUACAUCACCGAGCCACACCAAAUCUUCAGCUUGCCCGCUAGAUUGGCCCUUCCCAAAGGUCAGCCGCAAGGUUUCCCUCUGCAGCUGCUCGUCGUGAUCACAGGACCUGGCCAACUCAACGUUCCCCACGGACCAGUCAUCCCACAAGAGACUCUGACCUACCAGCCACAGCAAUACCAGAUCGUCAACGCUGAACAAUACGAACAGCUGAAACAACAACAGAACCAACUUGCCCAAUUAUCCGGCAUCCAGCAAAACGUUGAGGUUCUCCCUGAAAACUGGGAAUGGUCUCAACAGCAAAUCGAAGGCGUGAGGAACCACUAUGCCAACGUUUACACCAAAUACCACGGACAAUACCCGCACACGCAGAUCCAGAACCCAGUCGGUCAAGGACAAGACAUGACUUACACCAUCCAGGGAAUCGGCUCUCAGCUCCAGCAGCAACUGAACUUGCAGGCACAGAUCCAGGCACAGAUGCAACAGGGCCAGAUCCCAAGGAUCCAAACCGUUGGCGGACAACAGGGAGGACAAGCCGGUAGCCCACUCCAACAGAUCUACGGACAGAAAUGGACGUCGGCGCAGUCACUGAAAUGGCAACAACAAGUCUCCCAAGGACAACAAGGCAUCCAGGGCUUGCAAGGACUUCAGGGCGUCCAACAGGGCGUGCAAGGUCUGCAAGGUAUCCAAGGAGUACAAGGCGUUCAAGGAGUCCAAGGAUUGCAACAAGGAGUAUUAGGAGGAAUCCAGGGAGGACAAGGUGGACAAGGUGGACAAGGCGUCCAAGGUGUCCAAGGUGUACAGCAUGGAGUACAAGGUCUCCAAGGUGUACAGCAAGGAGUACAAGGACUGUCUGGCAGCCAACAAGGCGUACAAGGUCUUCAAGGUAGUGGUAGCGGCGUACAAGGAAUCUACGGUGCUCAGGGCGUAGGACAGAACAUGGGAGGUCUCCAAGGCCAACAGAACGUCGAAAUCCCAUACGGCAUGCAAGGUGCCCACUCCGUUUGGCAAGGAAUCCAAGGCUCCCAAAUCCAGAACCAGAUGAACCGGAUGAGCCAGAUCUCCGACGGACAACAACACGCUGGUGGCUUCCAGGGCAUCUACGCUCAACCCCAGACCGUCCAGGACCAGGCUGUCAACGACUAUUACCAGAACAAGCCCAUCAGCGAGAUCAUCGGUGGCGCCAUCUCUCUCGACGGCAAACCUCUGGGAUUCCCGCUCGACAGACCGCUGACACCUGGCGCCCUCGGCGUUGCCAACAUCUACGUGAAGGAUGUACUCAUCUACCACGAGGGACAACCCACCAACGACAUCACCCAGUAAACAUCCCUACGUUGUCGGCGCGCGUAUUUGUCAGUAGACGCGCGCCAUACUCGUAAAACAGACUUAGCGCGCAGAAAAUGUUGUAUAGUUAAUGCACCCAGAAAAACAAAAAACAUUUUAUCAAUGUAUCAUUUAUAAUGAAUAAAUUGCUUUAAAGAGCAACUGUUUAUUAUAAGAUCCGUCUCUUCUGUCUCUUUACCUCGUAUCGGGGUUUCGGGGAUUACACGGUGGGCUGUUGAUAUUAGGAAUUUUCUAAAAAUUAAUACUUGACAUCUAA
Molecule: messenger RNA, 3583 nt
Organism: Hylaeus anthracinus
Lineage: Eukaryota; Metazoa; Arthropoda; Insecta; Hymenoptera; Colletidae
Gene: Hex110
Product: hexamerin-like
Exons: 8
Coding region: 133-3306 (1057 amino acids)
Source: RefSeq, a predicted model, not a curated record